CAUACAGCCCAGCACCCACCUAAGGAAGUGCGACAUUAAGAUACGAUACAACAACAGUCGUAACGAGUUUGAGUGUGUCUCUAGUCACCAGACACUGAAUCGUCGUAUAUCAGAAAGUAAACAUACUUCACAUACUAAAACAUAACAGACACUAAAUUAAUCGUAAAUGUUACAAGCCAGACAAAUAUCACAAUUAUUAUCACAAGGGUUAAAUUCUGUCACCCUUAAUUCGACUACGACAACCAAUUUGGGCAAUAAUAAUGUCGUAGGUACAACAACUAAUGUAUCACCCAUAGCCAUUUCAUUAUUAAGUAGUGAAGGUAUCCCACUUACAACUGUAGUUAAUAGUAAUCAAAAUGAAAAUAAAACUCACGGAUAUGAUAGUGAUAGUCUUAAAAUAUAUUCAUUACUUGGAUAUAAACAAUUACAAGGAAAUCAAUCAGAUGAACCUCAUGAUAUAAGGUUAGAUGAUUGGGAUAUUAUUCAACUUGAUGAAGAACUUAAAUUAAUUAUCCGUAAAAUCAAUUAUGGAAGUGCAAAUAAUGAUACAUCAGAUUUACAAGAAAAUGGUAUAGAACAUCGUGAACAUGUUGCAGAUACUAAAGCUGAAGAUGUACACAUAAAUCAAGAUGAUAUUAAUGGUAAUGGUAAUAGUAACAGUAAUGAUAAUGAUAAUGAUAAUGAUUAUGAUAAUGAAAAUGCUGGUAAACAAUUAUAUGUAGUAUUGUAUUAUUCAUCAUCAUUACCUGAUUCUAUAGCCAAAUUAAAAGUUGAUAAUCUUAGUCAAGCAAUAAAUGAGGGCUUACAAGGGUGUAGUAGUAUUAUAUAGACUUUAUUUAUAUUGUAAAAACAGUAGAGAUAAAAAUAUUAAGAUGCAGAAGGCGUAUAAGAAUGAAUAUAUAUAUAAUUAUUACUACUACUACUACUAAUAAUAAUAAUAAUAGCAGUAUAUAAAUUGAUGCAAAGAUUGAUGAAUAACAUGACAAACCAACUAAAGAUCAAAGGAGAAGCAAAGAGAGAUAAA
Scheffersomyces amazonensis is the source of this 1024-nucleotide messenger RNA. RefSeq lists its product as uncharacterized. The record is from RefSeq and is a predicted model, not a curated record. The transcript has a single exon. NCBI's taxonomy places the organism in Eukaryota, Fungi, Ascomycota, Pichiomycetes, Serinales, Debaryomycetaceae. The coding region runs from base 167 to 829 and encodes 220 amino acids. Gene Ontology annotation, biological process: signal transduction. Gene Ontology annotation, cellular component: Ragulator complex.